Magnusiomyces paraingens is the source of this 1932-nucleotide messenger RNA. RefSeq lists its product as uncharacterized. NCBI's taxonomy places the organism in Eukaryota, Fungi, Ascomycota, Dipodascomycetes, Dipodascales, Dipodascaceae. The record is from RefSeq and is a predicted model, not a curated record. The transcript has 3 exons. Bases 1 to 1932 code for a protein of 643 amino acids.
AUGCUCAACAGAUAUUGGGUUUCAACCGUCUAUCAUUGCUUCGUCUCCCAUUCCACCACCUUCUCUGGUGUUAGUGUUGUCACUAAGGAUGAUACUCAAGCUGUUUUGCCUAAAUCUCGAUCUCGUGUUGUUGCUGUUCGUUUACCUUCUAUAACUCCUGCCAAACGCCCGAGUUCUGAUGACAUUGUUUCACCUCCUUCUAAACACCUUUGUGAAAAUUCUUUGAAACAAUCUCCAGUGUCUGCAACACCUGCAAAACGUCCAGCUGAAGAAGAGUGUAUUUCUUAUCGUCGUCUCAAAUCUCUCCGCUUUGAGUAUGAUGAUGUGGCUUUACUUGUUUUUACAGAUCCUAGUAGUUUUGAAGAAGCUAUGUCUAGUGAAGAAGCUGAGUUUUGGCUUGAAGCCUGUGUUAUUGAAAUGUCGUCUCUUAAACGCAAUGUUAAGCGCAAAGCUGACGGUUCAAUUGAACGUUACAAAGCUCGUCUCGUGUGUAUUGGAUUUUCGCAAGUUGAAGGUAUUGAUUAUACUGAAACUUUUGCUCCCGUUGUUCGUUACGAGACUGUGAGGAUUGUUCUUGCUAUUGCUGCUCAGUUUGGGUUCCAGGUUCAUCAUAUGGAUGUCGAGACUGCAUUUCUUAAUGGUGAUCUCAAAGAAGAUAUUUAUAUGAGACAACCUAAAGGCUUUGUUGUCAAAGGUCAGGAAUCUAAAGUGUGUCAUUUGAAGAAGUCUUUAUAUGGUUUAAAGCAAGCUCCUUUGUGUUGGAAUGAGAAGAUUCAUGGUGCUCUUGUCAAACUUGGGUUUAUUCGUAAUGAAAGUGACUACGGUGUGUAUACCAAAGGAUCUGGGUCUACCAUGGUUAUUAUUGCACUGUAUGUUGAUGAUUUACUUAUUUCUGGCAAUUCUUCUGAGGUCAUUGCCAAAACCAAGUCUUCUUUGUCAUCUAUGUUUAAGAUGAAAGACUUGGGCCCAGUCGAGCAGUUCCUUGGCAUGAGAGUUAAGCAGUCACCGUACCAUAUUACUGUGGAUGUUUCACGUUAUAUUUUUGAUAUGUUGGAAGAGUUUGGUAUGCAGAACUGUUCAAGUGUCAAGACUCCUUUACCCACUCGUGAUCUUUCUGAUUUUUCCGAGUCUGACUCUGCUACCGAUGCCUCCAUGUAUCGCAGUAUUAUUGGUAAGCUGAUUUAUGCUGCUAAUUGUGCUCGUCCUGAUCUUGCUGUUGCUGUUAGUUUUCUUUGUCGAUAUAUGCAGAGUCCUAAGUCUAUUCAUAUGGAAGCUGCUAAGCAUACUCUUCGUUAUCUUAAGGGUACUGCUGAACUUGGUCUUGAAUAUCGAGCUCAGAAAGUCUACAAGCUUGUUGGCUAUAGUGAUGCCGAUUAUGCACAGGACAAGCAGGACCGUAAGUCCUUUACUGGUUAUGUUUUUAUUCUGUCUGGUGGUCCCAUUACUUGGGCUUGUCGAAAGCAAGUUAGUCCUGCAUCGUCCAGCGUCGAGUCUGAGUACAUGUCAUUGUCUGAUGCGUCUAAGGAAUGCUUCUGGAUUAAUCAGUUGUUGUCUCUUUGCAAGAUUCCUGUUCCGUUGCCAGUGACUAUGUUUGAGGACAAUCAGGGAUGUAUUGCUUUGGCUCAGAACCCAGUGUUUCAUCGUCGCACCAAGCAUAUUGAUGUUCGGUAUCAUGUUGUCCGUCACUAUAUUCGCAGUGGAGUGAUUCAUCUGGAGUAUCUUGAUACUCAAGUGAUGUUGGCAGAUAUGUUUACUAAGAAUCUUGGUCGUGUGAAGUUUGAGACAUUGAGGGGACUACUUGGUAUGAAGGCAGUAGGUGAUUCUGCGACAAGGGGAGGUGUUGAGCAUGCAAUGUUGUCGCAGACUAGUGCAGUUGAUAAUGCACGUGAGUUUGGGUGGGAAACUAUGGUUGACAAUCUAUGUUUAUUUUAG